UGCGCGCGCGGCCUCCUCGACUCGACAUGAACACCACGAACGGGCACGGGCUGAUGCACCACCACCACGUCCAGGCGUCCAUGGCUCCGGCGCAGCACCAGAAGCAGCGGCCGGGACUGCCGCCGCCCGCGCCCGCGCCCGCGGGGGCAGGCUCCCACUCUCUGCACGCCGACAUGUGCGUGGACGACAGCUCGGCGCCGGGGCGCGCGCAGGCGCUGGGAGGCCUGCCACCGCGCAAGGCGCACCGCAGGUCCCGCAGCGACGUCGUCCCCUACGGGUACUUCCAGCCGCUGCCACCGCCGUCGCCGUCGCCCAAGGUGGAGGCCGGAGGCUGGGGCCUCGCCAGCGGCGGCGGCGGCGGCGCCGGCGACGACCUGCUCAAUGCGUACAUGAGCAUGGAGGGCAUGGACGGGCUGAACCACUCCGACGGGGAUAGCCGCGGGAGCAGCGGCAUGCGCACCAACGGAGCCGACAGCAGCGAGAACGAGUCCGAGGACUACGGCGCCGGCGCCGACAGCCAGUUCUUCCUCUGGGGCGACGGUGGCAAGAGGAGGAGGAAUGCCUCCGGAGAGCCCGCCGCGCCGCCGGCGGCGGCGGCGGCGGCGGCGAGGCACGCCCGGAGCCACUCCAUGGACAGCCUCAUGGGGAAGCUGAGCUUCUCCGCCAAUGGGGAGCCCGGCAAGUUCAGCCUGGACUUCGGUGGCGGCGAGUUCACCCCGGCCGAGAUGAAGCGGAUCAUGGCCGACGAGAAGCUCGCGGAGAUGGCCCUCGCCGACCCCAAGCGCGUGAAGAGGGUUCUCGCCAACAGGCAGUCGGCGGCGCGGUCCAAGGAGCGGAGGAUGCGGUACAUCGCGGAGCUGGAGCAGAAGGUGCAGAUCCUGCAGACGGAGGCCACCACGCUGUCCGCGCAGCUCACUCUGCUACAGCGCGACUCGGCGGGGCUCGCCACGCAGAACAACGAGCUCAAGUUCCGGCUGCAGGCGAUGGAGCAGCAGGCGCAGCUGCGCGAUGCGCUGAACGAGGCUCUGACAGGCGAAGUCCAGCGCCUGAAGCUCGGCGACACAGCCUCGUCCGGUAAUAAUCUACCCCAGCAAGUGCAGCUCCGUUGCCAGAACCAGGUGGCGGGGCUGCACAAGCAGCAGCAGCAGCAGGGUGGUGAGCAGAUACCCUUCUAUCAGCUGGAGCAGAACGGCGCGCCGAGGAACGACGCGCCUAAAUGAGGAUGGCACACCUCGACUACCUGCGCUGGGUUACACAGGGAAAAAAAAAACCUUGAUUAGUCCCGUAGAUGAUACGUUUAUCUUGGAGCUGUGAUCUCGUUCAUAGUAUAACUACGUUUGUCGGGCCGGCAGCGGCAGGGACCCCGUACGUUGCUGGAUAUUUUAUAUUCUUCUCGAUGGAGUCGUCAUAGCUGGCGAAAAAAAUGUAAUGGAUUGAAAUUCUUUUGUAGUACUCUCAUUUAUGAAUGAAUUCGUUUCGAAAUU
Molecule: messenger RNA, 1484 nt
Organism: Zea mays
Lineage: Eukaryota; Viridiplantae; Streptophyta; Magnoliopsida; Poales; Poaceae
Exons: 4
Coding region: 27-1220 (397 amino acids)
Biological process (GO): regulation of DNA-templated transcription
Cellular component (GO): nucleus
Molecular function (GO): DNA-binding transcription factor activity
Source: RefSeq, marked provisional